Molecule: messenger RNA, 1232 nt
Organism: Pseudo-nitzschia multistriata
Lineage: Eukaryota; Bacillariophyta; Bacillariophyceae; Bacillariales; Bacillariaceae
Source: the annotation of a GenBank genome assembly
CAUAGAAGCUGUUGUCAUCGUAAUUUGUGAAAGUAAGGGUACCGGUAUUAGAAGAGGAAUGGCAGAAGCUGCCAAAGCAAGCCAUAGUGACCACAGAAAAAGAUUCAAAAAUGGCUUUCGGUAGUAUCUUUCAUGCCCAGAGCCUGUCACCAGCGAUUUGUCGCUCAACGGUGAGAAGAAUAGCUCCUUUGUCACGAAACUUCAGCGUGAACAAGAAGUUAUCGACGGAAGAACGAAACGAAGCUGUGCGCCAUGCAAACAAAGCAAUGAAAGGCUAUACGCAAACUCGAAUCCUAGCGAAGCAAGGAAAACUUCCUUCAAAGAAUCGACCUCAAUCACAGGAAUACCAGAGUGCAAAUGCAAUUCAAUUCAGCCUGUUCAUUAGCCUCGGGAUAGCCUUCAUCAUAUCACCAAUAUUGGGUAGGAAAAUUGCUCAAGAUGACGAAUUCCGCGAAAAGUAUGUUCCGGACUGGUACGAUUUUAGGGUGAAGCCUCCAAAAUCAGCCUGGACAAGAAAGGAACUCCACGAUCAGAUUGUCGAUGUUGAAAGAGAUAUGAGAGAAAGGGCCAUUAAAGGGGAUUUCACUCCAGAAAAAUUGGAAGCAUUGAAACAAACGCUACAACCCCGUAGUGAUUUAUCAACCGAAGAUAUCGCUAUGGCUAAAAAAUAUGGGUGGGGUGCUAUUCAUCCCGGAGUUGAUCCGGAUGAUUAUGACGAAGAUGACGACGAUUAUGAGGAAUGAAUCUCCUUUGGCGUGUCCUUCGUAGGUACAACACAACCUUGCAUUACAUGCACCAAUCAUAUCUCAGGCUCUCAUGUAAAUGAAUGAAACAAUUCAACGUUGAAUGCCUGAAUUUGAUAGGAUGCAAUGGUUUAGAUCUUUUGCAUCUCGUGUCCCUUCGUUCGAUGCAAGAAUAUUCAGUGGAGUUGGUUUCGGAAUAUUUGUUCGAUUCCCCUAGCUAAACUCGAUCUAUCAUUCAAGUUGCAAAGAUUUCUGAAUUGAGGAAGAAUCUAAUGAUAAUCGACAUUUGUGACUCAAAAGCAGCUAUAUACAGAACAGGUGAGGUGAGAAAUAUUACAUCACCACAAACCGAAAAGCAUCUACUUUCUUAUGCGUCGAUGCUUCUCGCUCGUGUGAGUUUUUCCCUCACACGCCUUUUUCUUUCCGUAUCGGGAAAAACAAUCGAAUGGUUUCGAAUAUUGAUAAAAAGAAUAAUAUUUGCAAUUUAGC